Molecule: messenger RNA, 789 nt
Organism: Lycium barbarum (goji berry)
Lineage: Eukaryota; Viridiplantae; Streptophyta; Magnoliopsida; Solanales; Solanaceae
Exons: 1
Coding region: 66-506 (146 amino acids)
Source: RefSeq, a predicted model, not a curated record
ACCCAAAACCAAUCCUAAAGCCUCAUUAUUCAACAUAGUCAUAUAACUCAAAUCACUCUAAAAAAAUGGCAACAACAACAUCAACUCCUUUCCUUUCAUCUUCUCCAAACCUUUCUUCUCCAUUUUCAUCAAAAAGAAGAUCAUCAUCACGAGCUUCGAGAACAAUAACGUCGGCAAUGGGAAGAGAACCCCAAGAUAGGAACUACUACAAUGGUCGUAUUGUAGACGAGAACUUAAUUGUUCUUCGUAAGAGAAUUCACGAGAUGAAGAUGAUCGAGAGAAAUUAUGAGCCUCCAGUUGAAUGGAUGGAAUGGGAAAAGAGUUUAUACACGAACUACGACUCGAAUAUUUGCCAUGCAUUAGGAUUGUUACAAUCCCAAUUGAUGGAUACAAGACCUAGCUUGGUUUUGGGCAUGGCUGCACUUAUUGGAUUAAGUGUGCCCACUUCAACUAUUGUGAUCUUGUUUCAUUUGAUUGAGUUAACCAAGGGGAUUUUAGCUGGAUAAUAUAAUUUCUUGGAGUUAAUUCUGUAGCGGCUCAAACUCAAUUUUCAAAACAUUAUCCGCUUUGAUUUGAUCAUUCAAUCUUUGGGGCUUCACUGUUUUGUUUUCAAGAGACGUCUCGACAGUUGAAUUAUUGAUCCCCACUUAUAGCUUGUUACAACUUCAUUUUUAUUUUCUUCUUGGGAUAUGUUUUAAUCAUUCCAAGGUUAAGAUUUCUUAGAUUUUCAUUUGGUAUGUAAAAUAUAUAUAACACAAGAACUAAUACAAAAUAUAUUUAUUCUUUUCA